Molecule: messenger RNA, 762 nt
Organism: Nymphalis io (European peacock)
Lineage: Eukaryota; Metazoa; Arthropoda; Insecta; Lepidoptera; Nymphalidae
Gene: nos-M
Exons: 6
Coding region: 110-694 (194 amino acids)
Biological process (GO): oogenesis; negative regulation of translation
Cellular component (GO): perinuclear region of cytoplasm
Molecular function (GO): mRNA binding; zinc ion binding
Source: RefSeq, a predicted model, not a curated record
UACCUUAUAUUAGUACUGACUAAUCAUUUUGUUUAUAUUUUUACCUUUCGUUACAAAUUACUUUAAAAAGUACACCUUCACUAACCAAACCUUCCAUCAUCACAUCAUAAUGGAUGUUACAGCAAUUUGCAACGAUUCUUUCAAGGAAAAACGUACAUUUCAAGAAAUAUUACCAAUAUCCUAUAAGAGCGUAAUACCCGAUAUCGCUUUAGUUCGAGAGAGAUCUAACCUUCAAUCCGAUGUUUUGAUGGCUGUUAAAUUAGAUCCUGCAGUAUUAGAAGCUCAAGUGACUAUUAAUAACGGUGAAAAUGUUGGUUACGAACGAAAUUAUACUGACACGGUGCAGAAACUGAAGAAGAAAGAUGAGUCACUGCAUCGUAAGCAUCACUCAGACUUUGAAAAGGCAAUGUGCUUGCAGCGAGCUGCUCUCUUCUCCUUGUCCUCAAACCAAUUCAGUCUCUUAAUGAAAUACGCUGACACCCUCCGCCAGCAACGGGUUUCGUUACAGAAAUAUUUGGAGUGUGGGUUCUGUAAGAAUAAUGGAGAACCAGAAGUUUGGUACACAACCCACGCCUUAAAAGACGGAAAAGGUCGGGUGCGAUGUCCCAUUUUGCGGGCCUUGUCCUGUCGCCGCUGUGGCGGCACAGGUGACAACGCUCAUACUAUCAAAUAUUGCCCACAAAGAUUAAGAUAAAAGAUCAUACCAACCGAAGCAGACUGUGCUACGCUUUAUAUAAUGAUAUUUAGUGACAAAUAUUUUAA